Colletotrichum abscissum is the source of this 654-nucleotide messenger RNA. RefSeq lists its product as uncharacterized. NCBI's taxonomy places the organism in Eukaryota, Fungi, Ascomycota, Sordariomycetes, Glomerellales, Glomerellaceae. The record is from RefSeq and is a predicted model, not a curated record. Bases 1 to 654 code for a protein of 217 amino acids. The transcript has 2 exons. Gene Ontology annotation, molecular function: protein binding.
AUGGACCAUGCCGACGUCAAAAUCCGUAUCGGCGAGUUCGAGUUGCCGGCCCACGGCUUAGUCCUAGCGGCUCACAGCCCAUACUUCAAAAAAGCCCUCAAGGGCAACUUCCAAGAAAGCGAGAGCAAGACGUUUCAAUUCCGCGAAGGAAGUGCACAUGCGUACUGGAGAGUCUUCGAGUUCAUGUACACCAACAAUUAUUCCGAAGAAGUCGAAUCGAUCGAAGCGCAAGGUGGCUACUCAGUACUUCGAACCGAGACCAGUGCUAAUCUUUGCACAGAUGACGCCGAUGAACUGACGAAGCACGUGCGAGUCUAUGUCUUGGCAGAUUUCUUCUUGAUGCCAGAACUGAAGAGAUUUGCCGUCGAAAGACUCAAACCAAAGCUUGAAGAGCUUUGGGUGAGCGAAUCUUUCGUAGGCUGUAUCAGAGAGACGUACGAAUCAACCAACCAAUCGGGUCAACAGAUCAGGGAUGCUAUCCUUCGAGUCGUUAAGAUAAACCUUGACAGCCUGUGGUCGAAAAAGAUAUUUCGUGAUCUCGUGUAUGAAGGAGGCGAUUUCCCAGGCGAUCUUGUCGGACAAUUCGUGAGCCGCUCAAAUAGCAAGAUCAAUGUGAAACAGGAUGAGGUUGAAGAAGCCAACUCUUCGUUCUAG